ACGUACAUGUCGUACGUCUGUUAAGAUCCACAGCGCACUCGGUUAUUGUCUUUUUUCUCAUAACAUCAACUCCGUUUUCAUGUAACAGCGCCCUCUGUAAUACUUGCUGAAUUCCGUGUGUCAUAUGCACGCUGUACGUGUACAUGUGGUGGACGGUCACAAUCGAGGUCUUGAAUUCAUAUUGAAAAUAGAUCAACCUGAUGAUGAUAAAGGAAUGAUACAAGGCAGGCAGAGAGAAGGUUGGAUGACGAAGAAACGUAGACAUCAUCUUCAGAGUCAGCAGCAGUGUCAAGCAGAACCAAUGGAUAGGCCCACAAAAUGUGAAACUAUGUGUGAUCAGCAAAAAGAGCAGAUGGCUUCCACCGAUCAAAAGCUGAUUUCUCCACCUCCCAGUACAAGGCAGUUGAGAAGGUUAGCUGUCCGUCCACAAUCGCAACCUCAACCAAUGAUCAGCAAGACAUCAGAGAGGAAACCACCAAAAGUCAUUCUUCCAAAAGCAGUAGCUCCAAGCAGUAUUAAGAAUGCUGCAGAUACCCUGGAGAUAAUCAGAUCUAACAUCAGACAAGUUAAUGACCUACAGACUGAAAUUCGGAUGAAUUCAAAAUGUUUUGAUGCCAACACCAUCCAAAGCCACACCCGCCUUGAGACACUGGAAUAUCGUAUUCCUAAAGUACGUUGUCCUGUAAGUGAGGAUAUCGUUUACAACAACAAUGCUGUCAGCCCAACAAUGUGCAAUGUCUUCAAGCAGAAGUAUAUGCCUGGAUUAAGCUCUCUGCUUGGCUGGAAAUGCCAACUUGAAGAACAUCGGAAGCGAGCCCAGAAUGAUCUGAGCUACGUCGCGACGGACCAGGUUUCUUUUAGUCUGACGGAUGUUGAACACAUGUUGGCAUUGCACAAGGCAGCUGCAACUCGAAGGAAUGUAGAACGAGAACUUGAAUGGUUUGCUCACACUCACCUGCAUCCCAGGACAAUUCACAUCCAUCCUAGCGUCCAAGCUAUCAGGAAAUUCCAGAACUUGUUACUCUGCACUGGGUGGGAUGCAGUCUUGGAAGAUUAUGACAUGGCUGUGGGACACCUUGCAAAGGUUUGCUGUGAUCGCUGGCUGUCAGCAUGCCACAUUAAUUGGUUCAUCAAACAACUCAAUGAAAUGCAGUCUGAAACUUUGUGUAUCUACAAUAACGAUGCCGGUAACAUAGAGAAUCUGAUCUCUGGCCAGUCACUAGUCCCAGAUGGAAACCCUAAACCAACAUCUUUACUGUUCAUCUGCUGUGUCACCAAGGUCGACAGUGGUCAAGUCUUCAUCUGCUCUGAGAAUCAGCCAGGUUUCCACUAUUCACUUUGCCACCUGGACACUGUCACUGAAAGAAUUACCUACGCAGAUUCAUUAGGCUGGAAGGUACCUGACAUUCUUCCAAAGUACCUGGCUGCUUAUCACGCAGCUGUUUAUGGUCCUAGUGAUAUGCGUGAUUAUGAAUGGCAUUUCUGUCAUGAACCCACACCAACAGGGGGUCAUCACAGCUGUACUGCUCACUGUGCUGUCCAGUAUCCUCACCAGACCUGUCUAAGCAUCUCCGGACCUGUCGUGAUUGUCAUCACAGCCAUAGCAUGCUUACAACAUGACACUUUCCUCCAUCUGACAUCAGCUAAUCAGGAAGCCAAUCCACAAUUGAUAUACUUGCAGACACCAACAAAGUAUGCAUGCUACCUCCGUAAGGUGUUGGCAGCAUGGUUGGCUGAGCAAGCUAUCCAACUGGAAUACAUCGUACCCACAGAAGUGACCAAUCCCUUGCAGAUGACAAAUCUCACAUUGGCCAGUGAAAAUGAGAAUUUGGUGUCUGAUCCAGAGGAUGAUACCCCAGAGAUACCAGCAAUGACUCCAGACAAGAAAGCAUCAUCUGAGCCAGUCAAGCUUCAAGUCCAGACAGAUGAAGGGAAGAAGAUAUUCAAAUGCCCCUGCUGCCAGAAGACAUCCAAGAAAGGUUUCAACAUCAAACGCCACAUCUUGAGAGCCCAUCCAGAGCAAGAUUUGAAGGACCUGGAGGAAGGUAAUUGUUUAUGUCUUCACUGUGGUCGACGAUUCCGCAGGAUAUGUGACCUACGCCAACAUCUUCAAAACUGCCAUGCCACCAUCUUCACUGUGGAACAGGUGUCGUUUGAUAGUAUGCAGGAGUUUGAAUUGUGGAAGGAGAGUCUUGAAGAAGCUGAGUGUUGCUCCUUUGCUCAUUACUCUGGCUUCCGCAAUAAGGGAGAAUGUCGUUUCAGAUAUCUGCAGUGUAAUCGGUCAGGGAUCUACAAGCAGCGAGGUGUUGGGAAACGACAGACAAAGCAUUCAGGAACUUGUAAGAUAGACAACAACUGCACAGCUUCCAUGAAAGUGACUUGCCAGAUGAAUGGCAGAGUGGACGUUGAAUGUCACCGGACACACUAUGGCCACCAGAAAGACCGUGAACUCAUGUGGCUUCCAAGGAAAAAACGCGAAGAGAUUGCUGCCAAACUUGGCCAAGGAAUCUCCCGAGAUCGCAUCAUGAGCGACAUGGUUGAUAGUGAAGGAGAGGUGAUGAAGCAGCGAGAGUUGGCAAGGGUCAGUGAUAUCUACGACGUCAAGAAGUCUCUAGGGGUUGAGACGGUUCAGAAACACCUGAAUGAGAAAGAAAGUGUCUUAGCCUGGAUCUUACAAUGGGAAGCCACAGAAGAAAACCCAGUCCUGUUCUAUAAGCUCCCUGGUCUCAACCCAGAUCCUAAUCUCGACCUUCAAGCAGAGGACUACAUCAUCAUUCUCCAGAGCCCCUUUCAGAAACACAUGGCACAGAAGCUUGCCAGCCGAGGAGUGUGGUGUGACUCUACUCAAGGGACAAACAUCUAUGACUUCCACUUAAUCACGUUGCUAGCUCUCAAUGAAUUUGGUGAAGGCUUUCCCAUGGCCUGGUGCAUCUCAAACCGUGAAGAUGAGAGCACAGUUCGUAUCUUUUUUACCAAGGUGAAGGAAAACUGUGGCGACCUAAACCCCUGUUGGUUUAUGGCAGAUACAGCAUUCAUGUAUUCCAAUCUGUGGUCCUCUGUAUUUUGGUCAUCUCCAAGGAGGUUAAUUUGUCCAUGGCAUGUAGAUCAGGCCUGGAAGGAGGAACUCAAGAAUGAGAUCAGCGACCUAGCCGUCCAGGCUCAGGUGUACAAGAUGCUUCGAGUGGUUUUAGAGCAGCAAGAUGAGACAUCAUUUGAAGAUUCUCUUCAGAGGCUCCUUGGUCGUCUCUCUGUCUCUGACAAGACCAUGGCCUUCAGGAAGUACUUCAUCAAGGAAUGGAUUCCCAAGAUGCAUCAGUGGGCUUACUGUUACCGUACAAGUCACUGCCUCAAUCCUGGUGUCUUCAGUGAAGCCUUCCACAUCAUUUUCCAGUGCAUGUACCUCCAAGGUCAUGUCAACAAGCGUGUUGAUAGUUGCUUAGUCCACCUUCUGAAGUUCAUCCGGGACAAAACGUUUAACUGGAUGGUCAAGUUUCCGCGGGUAAAAGUGACCAUGCGAAUGAAGCUCAUACAUGACCGUCAUCUUCGUAGCAUGCUGUUGAGCUUCAAUCAAGUGAAGCAACUAGGUGAACGUCAAUGCUGGCAGGUCCAGACUGAAGAUAAGAAUAACUCCUACAUCGUUGAGCGUCUCUCCAUCACGUGUCCUGUCAAGGAAUGUCGACUACGAUGUGAGGAAUGCAAUGUUUGUGUCCAUCUCUUCCUCUGCAACUGUGCAGACUGUCUCAUCAAUUCCACCAUCUGUAAGCACAUCCACUUGAUCCAGAGACUGGUCCGACUUCAGAUUCUCAUCCACAAUGAGGAGGCAGAAGUCGCGGGAGGAGAGACAGAAGAACUGAAACAUCGUCUCUGUUCCACUCUUCGUCAGAUGACAUCGAUGGUGGAAGCAACCAGUGAUGCCAACCUAGAGGUGCUGCGGGAUCUAGACAAGACAUUGUUAUCAUCUUACCAACGUCUGAACCAUAGCAUCCACCAAGGUAUCAGCUCCGGUCAAGACAAAAGGCCAGCCUCUGGAGAAUCUCAGGGCUCACAAACCAAGAAGGCCAAACUCCAAAUAUGACUGGCAACUUAGUCAGUUUACAAAUAACCUUAGUGUAUUGGCUAUGCUGCUAAAGUGUCCAAGACAUGUACUUUUAAUUGCAAUUGUUUGUAUGCAUCAGUUUAAAUGUAGUGGAGAUACCGUCAUGGUAUCCAUGAAUGCUUGGCAGUGGGACCUCCAUGAUGCUUUUGCAGUGUGCAUAACGCUUUCUGUGAACCAUGCACAGAGAUUACCAAUUCAUUUUGAGGCUGGAAUUUUGUUUUAAGCUGAUGGAACAAAAAGAAAAAAGACUCAGUGCUCGAGAGAUUCUCCUAUGUCUUAGACUUUAAAAGCUCUGUUCUGCCUAAGCAAUGACUGUUCUGUCUUUAAGCAAUUUAUGCCUGAAACGUUUUUGUAUCAAUCAGAAGUGUAGCCACAGGGGGCCAGGGGGCACGUGCCCCCCACAAAUUCCUGGUGCCCCCCCCCACUAAAAAAAUGGAUGAAUUGACAUUGACCAAGGCUAACUAAAGCUUGCCCCCCAAAAAAACAAACUACUGAAAGCUGGUGCCCCCUUGUGCCCCCCUCUGGUAAAACCCUACCUAUGCUAAUGGUAUCAGUGCACUUCUGAGGCAGUAGCAGCUUUUUCCAGUGUCAUCCGUUGUCGACAAAAAUACUCAAUCUGGCUUUAAAAGAUUAUCACUCAGUAAUAAACAUUGCCUAUUUUGUCAGAGAAAAAUCACGUAUAUUUUUUGAGGCAGAAACAAUCUUUAUUCGUUGAAGAUUAAGGAUUGUUGUUGCUCUGGCUGGCAAAUGGUCCUCAAUUAACUUCAUUGUCUUCUGAUUGACUUCAUAUUUCACUUUCAACGUCCUAAGAGGGAAGGUUGUUGAAACAUGUAUAUAUAUGUGCUAUACAUUCAUAAAGAUCUUGUGCUUUCGCGGUCUUUCUCCUUAUAAAUAAAGAACGGAAGAGAACAAAAA
This is a messenger RNA of Acanthaster planci (crown-of-thorns starfish), 5011 nucleotides long. RefSeq lists its product as uncharacterized. Lineage: Eukaryota; Metazoa; Echinodermata; Asteroidea; Valvatida; Acanthasteridae. The record is from RefSeq and is a predicted model, not a curated record.